Molecule: messenger RNA, 6843 nt
Organism: Aspergillus japonicus CBS 114.51
Lineage: Eukaryota; Fungi; Ascomycota; Eurotiomycetes; Eurotiales; Aspergillaceae
Product: type I polyketide synthase
Exons: 20
Coding region: 67-6843 (2258 amino acids)
Biological process (GO): secondary metabolite biosynthetic process; fatty acid biosynthetic process
Molecular function (GO): fatty acid synthase activity; oxidoreductase activity; phosphopantetheine binding
Source: RefSeq, a predicted model, not a curated record
CCAACCAAAGAUGAGGCAGAGAUUGAAGCAAGAUCGGCUGGAGGCGAUUUGAUUGCCAUCGUAGGCAUGGCGAUGCGACUGCCCGGCAAGGUGCGCAAUGCGGAGGACUUCUGGAGGUUGAUGGCGGAUAAGAGAAGUGGUCUUUGUGAGGUGCCGCCAGAUCGAUACAACAGUGAUGCCUUUGAUGAUCCGGACGGGAAGCCCGGAACACUGCGUGCGAAACAGGGCUAUUUCCUUCAGCAGGUCGACAUUCGACAUUUCGAUAAUACCGUCUUCACCACCUCCAAGAAAGAGCUUGGGCGUCUGGACCCGGCGCAACGGCAACUCCUCCAAGUCGUGUACGAAUGCUUUGAGAACGCUGGAUCUACCUCGUGGCGUGGCAGCAAGGUCGGCUGCUAUGUGGGAGUAUUUGGCGAGGACUGGCUUGACCUCAACGCAAAGGAGACCCACCAUGUGGGGGGAUAUCGGUUCACAGGUUAUGGCGACUUUGUGCUCAGCAAUCGCGUCUCCUAUGAAUUCGAUCUGCAUGGGCCAAGCACACCGAAUGAUGGCAUGACGGUGAAAACGGGAUGCUCGUCCUCGCUGGUCUGCUUGGAUCUCGCCUGCAAAGCAAUCCAAGCUGGCGACUGCGAGAGUGCUCAAGUGUGCGGGACAAGCCUAAUAUUCUCUCCGACGAUGACUUUGGCAUUGAGUGACCAGGACCUCCUAUCUCCAACCGGGACAUGCAAAACCUUUGAUGCAGCAGCCGACGGCUAUGCUCGGGGGGAAGCCUUGAAUGCCAUCUAUAUCAAGAAGGCUAGUCAGGCCAUACAGGAUGAGGCGUUGAUACGUGAGACAUACCAGGCCUGCCAAAUCCACGAUAUCUCGCAAACGGCCCUCGUCGAAUGCCACGGCACUGGUACUCCGGUUGGGGAUCCACGUGAAGCCGCCGCGGUAGCCAAUUGUUUUGGUGAAAAGGGGGUGAAGCCCAAUGUCGGCCACUCGGAGGGGGCAGCGGGCUUGACGAGUCUCAUCAAGGCCGUUCUUGCCCUCCAAUAUCGUCAAGUGCCCCCCAACAUCAAUUUCAACCACCCGAAUCCAGACAUUCCAUUUGAACAGGGCAGAUUGCACGUACCAACUGAACUCGAGCCGUGGCCCGCGGAUCGUGCUGAAAGGAUCAGUAUAAAUUCAUUUGGAAUCGGAGGCGUCAAUGCUCACAGCCAAACGAGUCUCUUACUGUUCUCUGCCCAGAGUCGCGAUGCUGUUGAACGAUCUAUCAACAAUCACCAGAAUUAUAUCAAAGGCAGUAGGGCAUCAAGCCAAGAUGUUGCUUACACCCUGGCCAACCGUCGCAUGCAUCACUCGUAUCGGGCGUACGGCGUGCUAAAUCUAGCAUCACCACCUUCACUUUCCAGCGUGAUUCGCAUCGGGCCCGUGCCGAACGUUGCUUGGGUGUUCACUGGACAGGGAGCUCAGUGGCCUGAAAUGGGGGCGAGCCUCAUCGAUUCCAAUGCAAUCUUCCGCCACACGAUCAGGCAGUUGGAUAGCUUUCUCGCCUCUCUGCCCUCGGCACCAUCGUGGAACAUCGAAGAGGAGUUGCGAAAGCCCGAGCACGUCAGUCGCAUCUACCAAGCGGAGAUGGGCCACCCAUUGACGAUCGCGGUUCAAAAUGGGCUGGUUGAUGUAUUGCACUCCUGGAAUGUCGUCCCCAUGGUAGUGCUGGGCCACUCCUCCGGUGAAAUGGCCACUGCUUACGCCUGUGGUGCGAUCACCGCCGAAGGCGCCAUGGCGGCAGCGACUUUUCGAGGCAUUAGCAACGAGAGAUCCCCUCGCAAGGGUUCGAUGGCAGCGAUCGGGUUAGGCAGAGGAGAGAUGUGUCUUCUGUUGGAAUCUGGGGUGGUCAUUGCCUGUGAAAAUAGCCAGUCAAGCGUUACUAUCUCAGGCGAUGCGCUUCAGGUCGAGAAAGUGGUCGGUCGAGUCCAAGCGGAGCGGCCAGACGUUCUAGCGCGUAUGUUGCGCGUCCAGAAAGCAUUCCAUUCCCAUCAUAUGCAUGAGCUUGGACCGGAGUAUGAACGGCACAUUCAGCAGCUCGUUCAUAGUAGCGAACCCAAGAUACCCUUCUAUUCCGCCGUCAAGGGGGACAAACUGACUGGAGCCGGCUGUCUGGGCUCGGCGUACUGGCGUCGGAACAUGGAAAGCCCUGUUUUGUUCAAUUCUUCCCUUGGAUCACUUCUACGAGACUACAGUGAUCCCCUUUUAUUUAUAGAGAUUGGACCACAUCCUGCACUGAAGGGCCCGAUGGGCCAUGUAGUCCGCGAGCUUGGUCGGGCAGACGUCCAUCUCAGUACGUUGAUCAGACGGCAAAGCUGUGAGCCCUGUCUUCUCGACCUCGCCGGAAGGCUUUUCCAAAAGAACGUUCCUCUGGACUACCACCAGAUCUGUCCUCCCGGAACGCUGGCGACAGACCUUCCCCAGUACUGCUGGCAGCCCGAUUCCUUGCAUUGGGAUGAGCCACGUGUCGCCCGCGAAUGGCGAUUCCGUCAACACCCUCCGCAUGAGCUCUUGGGUGCUCGGGUAGCCGAGACGGGAAAUGAGCCUUGUUGGAGAAACAUUCUGGCCAUUGAGAAUGUUCCAUGGCUGGCGGGUCAUGAAAUGGAAGGGCAGACGGUGUUUCCUGCUGCUGGGUUUAUAGCAAUGAUCGGGGAAGCCUUGCGACAGUUGGAAGGGGACCAGACUUUCAGCCUCCGCAAUCUCACCCUCGCCUCUGCAGCUGUCUUACAUUUAGACCACGCUACCGAGUUUAUCACCAUUCUCAGCGCCCUGGAUCUCGAUCCCUCCGAGAAGACGACAUGGUGUCGGUUUGCUAUCAGUACCUUCGAUGGAACCACGUGGACCAGGAACUGCUAUGGAGAGGCCAGACGCGGCGUCAACGCAUCGGUCUCCCUGGCAGUCUCGGAGUCACCUCCUUGCUUUCCUCGGAAGCUCAAUGCAGGUGCCUGGUAUGAAGUUCUCCGCCGUGUGGGAUUUGGGUAUGGCGGGAUGUUCCAAGGUCUGCAGGAUAUCUCGGCCGCUACAUCAGAGAACCGAGCGGCCGCCGUCAUUCCAGCUGAGCAGGGAGGAACCACAGACACCUAUGCCUUGCAUCCCGCUCGAAUUGACCAGUGCUCCCAGCUUGCCAUCGUUGCAGCCCACCGCGGUAUAUCCCGCAGGUAUCGUCAUGUUGGCGUUCCCACUUUCAUUGAAGAGGUAGUUAUUUCGCCAACGACGGAUAGCCUCAACAUCACAGCCGAGGUCCGAGCCGAGAAGAGAGGCUCCUACGUUGCAGAUAUUGUAGCACAGAGAGCCGGUCAGACUUCUCUGAGUCUGAAGGUCCUCAAAGUUUCAGCCUUGAGCAAACGAGACGAGUCCACAACGCGAAGUCGAGCUACUCGGAGGGAUGAUUUACCGAGUCACCUACAGAAGCUUGUCGCUUGGAUCGAGACGCAGCUUGAAUUGUACCAGACUGGCUUGAAUCAACUAGUUUCCCAGGACCUUCGACUCUGCGACUUGAGCGGUGACCGUGUACAAGAUAGGAUUGACGAUAUCAUUCUCCAACUAAAUGGUUCACCUUACGCUGUGUUAAGCACCGCUGUGGAUCGGAUGUGCAAAGCAUCCGCAGCAAUGUUUGCUGGUGCACAACAUGCGUUGCAUCUUUCAUCAGAGGAUAACCUACUCCAGAGGUUCUAUAACCUUGCGGAUGCUUGGCACUACAAUGGAAUAAUUCAACUCAUCGCGCUACGCUCAUCUUUUGGAGAACGCCUUUACAGCACUUACACUUGUACCGACAUCUCCCCUGGCUUUUUCACGGCGGCUAAGGAGCGAUUUGCCGAGUACCAGGGAAUCGAAUACGUCGUGUUGGACAUAAGUCAGGACCCGGUGCAGCAAGGCUUGGAGCCUGGAAGCUACGAUUUGAUUAUCGCCAGCAAUGUCGUGCAUGCUACGCCGAGUUUGCAAAGGUCUUUACACAAUGUCCGCAUGCUUCUUAAGCCGGAAGGCCGACUGCUACUGCAGGAAUUGUGCCCUGAGACAAAUCUCAUAGGCUACGUCAUGGGUUUUCUACCGGGAUGGUGGAUUAGUCAAGAUGAUGAUCGCCUUGAGCAGCCGUAUGUAUCGCCGGCCAGAUGGUCCAGAGAGCUCGUGGAGGCAGGAUAUCAAACACCAUACGCUUCUAUGCUGGACAAUAUCCCUCCGUAUCAUCUCAGCGCUUGUAUGAUUGCGUCGGUCGCCAAUGCCCGUGCCGAGCCUCAUCAAAUAAGAGAUAGCCUUCAAUGCCGAGGCGUCCGCGUCGAACAUCUGGAUGUCAUCUCGUUGGUUGACCUGGAGGACCCAGCAAUCCAUGUCAUGUCAGAAGGGACGUUUAGAUCCACGAUGUCGAUGUUACAGACACUGAAGAGUAACUUGAUCUGGGUAACGCGGUCAUCACAGCUAUAUACUGUCGAAAUUGAUCACAAGCAUGCCUCACGAACCACAGCUGACUGCAUCACAAAAAUAUUCUGCCAUGUAGCCAUGACGAACACCAUAGACGCGGUUAGCGCCGACUGGGAAUAUGCCAUCGUUGAGAACGAGAUUGUUAUUCCAAGGCUGCAUUGGCAGACAAUUGCACAAUCGUUCGAACAGUAUAGCUCUCCGGAACGAUCGUUAACCAAACACCUUUCCAUUCGGACUCCUGGUCUCCUGCGAACUAUGAAAUGGGUCGAUGGCCGGGCUGCGCAAUUGAAGGGAUGCGAUGUUCUCGUUCAGUCCAAGGCUGUCGGCCUGAACUUCCGCGUGGAUGUGCUCAUUGCGUCCGGGGCUCUUGACAAAUGCACCAGCUUGCUUGGUUUGGAAGGAGCUGGAAUUGUACAUGCUAUCGGGCCCGACGUACGGCAUGUGUCGGUCGGGGACCACGUUAUAAACAUGGGGACUGGAUGCUUUACCACCUAUUUGACGCUGGACGAAUCCUGCUGUGUAAAGGUAAAGAGAUCUAUGUCAUUCGAGCAAGCCGCUGCUUUGCCCUGCGUCUAUGCAACCUCGGCCAUGGCAUUGGUUGAAAAGGCAAAUCUGCAACGGGGACAGUCGGUCCUCAUUCACUCUGCGUGUGGGGGAGUUGGCCUAGCUGCUAUCCAGGUUGCCCAGAUGAUAGGCGCCGAGAUCUACUGUACAGUGGGAGGGGAGAGUAAGGUCAAGUAUUUGGUUCGAAACUGUGACAUCCCACGCUCGCACAGCUUCCAUUGGCGUAAUCCAUCGUUUGUCCGAGACGUGAUGGAGGCUACCAACGGCCGAGGCGUGGAUGUGGUUCUCAAUUCGUUGGCCGGUGACCUUCUCUGCGCCUCGUGGACAUGUGUCGCCGAGUUCGGUGUCAUGGUCGAGAUCGGCAUCCGUGACUUCCGUCGCAAGGCCAAGCUGUCGAUGGAGCUUUUCGAAGCGAAUCGAACCUUUGCUGGACUUGAACUGAAGGAAAUAUCGCGUGUCCGGCCCUGGAUGGUGACCGAAGUUCUCAAACGCUGUGUCGACUGGAUCGAGGCUGGAGUGAUAACGCCCGAUACGAUCUCGAACAUCGUUCCGGCAGCGCAUAUCUACGAGGCUUUCCGCUUCAUGCAGUCCGGUACCCACAUUGGCAAGAUUGUGAUAACAAUGCCAGACGAUCCCAUGGCUUUGGUGACUAUGAGAGUCAAACCAAUUCCGGUCUUCCAACAAGAGCGGAGUUAUCUGCUGGUUGGCGGGCUUGGUGGCCUGGGACGAGCUGUGGCUUCGUGGAUGGUUGAACACGGUGCACGCAACCUGAUCUUUCUAUCACGGACUGCAUCACAUACAGCUGACAAUGAUUCACUUAUGCAGGACCUGGAGUCUCAAGGAUGCCAGGUCCAAUUGGUGGCUGGUAGCGUCUGCGAGCUCGUGGAUGUCAAGAAGUGUGUUACGGAGGCAGUCGCCCCGAUUGCUGGCGUCGUAAACAUGUCUAUGGUGUUGAGGGACGUUUCCCUGACGAAAAUGACAUAUUCUGACUGGGUAAAUGUUGUGGAGCCCAAGGUGAAAGGCACCUGGAACCUAUAUAAUGCUCUCCCGUCUGAUAUGGACUUCUUUAUUCUUAUUUCAUUAUGCAGUGGCAUCUGUGGGCAGUGGGGCCAGGCAAACUAUGCUGCUGCCAACACCUUUCUGGAUGCAUUCGUGCAGUAUUGUUAUUAUUAUGGUCUCCCAGCCUCCGUUAUUGACCUUGGUGUGAUGGGCGACGUCGGUUUUGUGUCUCGCAACCCGAACGUACUGAGGCAAUUCCAGAAUACUGGAGCCUUUGUACUUAAUGAAGAUAUGUUCCUGGAGGCGAUGACAUCGGCUGUGCAGCGAUCUCACCCAGUUGCAAUUAGCCUCCCUAUGAGGAUAUAUAGUAAUCCAAGCCAGAUCGUCCUAGGCCUCAACACAGCUGUGCCUGCCUCCUCUUGGGCCAACCGGGUCGUAUGGAAGAACGAUGUUCGCUUCAGCAUCUAUUAUAAUCUUAACCGGGAUGGUGAAACAACUACAACUGCGUUAUUCAAGCCAAACAGUCUAAGAGAAUUCCUCGCUUCAGCCGCCACACAGCCAAUUCUCCUUAAAGAUGAGACAGCGGUGAUGAAGAUUACUGAUGCCAUUGCAGUGGCUUUGGCUGAUUUUCUUAUGAGAGGCAAAGACGGCAUUGCCCUAAUAGACUUAUUCUCGAGCCUUGGAAUUGACUCUUUGGUUGUUAUGGAGAUGCGUAACUGGAUUCGGCAGCAUUUUGGCGUGGAUAGAAGUGUGCUGACGAUCCUUCGCUGCUCAUUAUUAUUGAAGCUCGGCGAGAAUAUUCGUGACGAGCUGGUUGCUCGUGUGAGUGGAUGA